This is a messenger RNA of Physella acuta, 1353 nucleotides long. RefSeq lists its product as uncharacterized. The record is from RefSeq and is a predicted model, not a curated record. NCBI's taxonomy places the organism in Eukaryota, Metazoa, Mollusca, Gastropoda, Physidae.
AUGGUGGAACAGUUGAAAGUUUUUACUGAAUCUGUCGAGCAUUGUUCAUCUCUCUCGGGCGGAGCGCACUUGGCUCAUAUAGAGGAUCAAGAAACAGAUGAAUUCAUCAAAGAGUCCAUGCUGGCCAACGAAAACGCCACCUACCGCAUUGGAAUUUUUCUCAACAGAAGUAGGGGACUGUAUUGGAAAGAGAAUAGUCAUGAAGUUGAUUAUCUGCCGUGGAAGCAAAUCGAGGAUGUGACGUACUUCACAAGUACCGUGAUCACGAGGGAUGGAUGGAAACACGUUUCACCGAAGAAUACACGUCAAUUUAUUUGUCAAGCGGAGGCUGAUUUCUUAAGCUUCAGAGAAAACAACACGUAUUACAAAUUUUUCCCAUUUGGCAAAAAUUGGACAAACGCAAAUGAGUACUGUAAGACAACUUUUUACAACGGCAAACUGGCUGAGCCGAUUAACAGUAAACAGAGGAAAGCAAUUGAUGAAAUAACCAAAGAAGCUAAACUUAUUGCUUGGAUAGGAGCGAGCGACCUAGUAACUGAAAACGUAUUUGUCUGGACAAGUUCCGGUCGGAAUCUGUCUACGAAGGACAGCUGGUGGUCCCUGAACAACCCGGACAACUGGCAGAACAGGGAACAUUGUGUAGUUGUUAACGUAAGCAGCAAGAUUAAUGACUGCGAUUGUUCUUACCGGUUUCCGUUCAUUUGUGAAAUAGACGUUUCCCCCACAAACCACACAGACGACCCCUGCUUCCCAUACAUGGGCCUGCAACAAGUGAACGGCGUUUGCCAAACUAGUUUUGUUUCACCACAAUACUGGACAGUGAAUGCUACUAAAUGUGCAGAAAAAAGCCCAAUAUCCAAAUCAUUUGAGGAUUUGGAAAUAAACGAGAAGCUGGUGUUUGGACUGGUGGACAACCAGCUGUACAGUCUGUAUAGCUGCAAGAAUAGUUCUUACCACCAAAAGUCCAACACUUGCCUCAAGUUGUUUCCAAAGAAAACAUUCUCAGAGGCAGAAGAGUUUUGUAAGAAUAGUUUUUUUGGUCGAACAAAGAGCAGAGGGAGGCUGGUUGAAAUCUUGGAUCAAGACAUGGACGACUUCAUCAAGCUACAUGUUCUGAAAACCAACACAGAUGCUUUUAUCGGGUUGUAUCGCAACAUGUCCGAGUCGUUUCAAUUUGUUGGCUCAUUACAGACACCGUUGUAUUUUGGGUGGAACUCUACAAGAACCGGCUCCAACGAAACGGUUGCCAUGACAACAGUCGGAUGGACAACACACCAUGCUCAAGCCAAGAUGAGAUUUAUUUGUCAGAAAAGUUUUGACAGCAAACAAUCUAAAAACAAUUUAAAUUAUUAA